Messenger RNA from Oryctolagus cuniculus (rabbit), 722 nucleotides. The record is from RefSeq and is a predicted model, not a curated record. Lineage: Eukaryota; Metazoa; Chordata; Mammalia; Lagomorpha; Leporidae.
AUGUUAACAACCAAAUAUUGGGCCAGUGCAGUGGCAGAGCAGUGUAGCCUGGGUACACUGCUCACAGCAGACAGUCCGGCCCCUUGGACCCUCUGCCGCCACCCGCCAGCACUUAGCACUUGCGAAGCUCCCCCCACCACAUCCCCCACCCCACCCCCACUCCCCCAGUCCCUCCUACCUCCCCCACUUCCACUGCCCCUUCGCACCCCCCCCCCGACCUGUUUUGCAUCUGGUAGCUCUGGCUGCAGGAAGCCAAGCUGGAACUGGGGGAGAGGCUCGGGAUGUGGAGGGGGCUGGCUCCUGAGCUUGUUGCUAAGGGCACAGAAGAGCUCAGAAGAAAAAGGUACAAUACACUUUAUAAACCGUGAGGGUGCAACAUUAACAACCAAAAGCAAAGUUGGUGACUCUCUGCUAGAUGUUGUGGUUCAAAAGAAUCUAGAUAUUGAUGGUUUGGGUGCUUGUGAGGGAACCAGGGCCUGCUCUACCUGCCAACUCAUCUUUGAAGAGCACAUAUACGACAAGUUACAGCCAGUCACUAAUGACAAUGACAUGCUUGAUCUGGUGCAUGGACGUACAGACGAAUCACUGUUGGGCUGCCAAAUCUGUUUGACAAAAUCUAUGGACAAGAGCGUUCUAGUACCUGAUGCAGUGUCCGAUGCCAGACAAUCUGCUGAUGUGGGCAAGAACUCCUAAGCUAGAAUAAAUAGAAACAUUUUACACAA